GCCUGGAGUGGGCAAGCCUCGUAAAUAUCACCAUCAACAGGCAACACCUUUUCCUGAAUCAAUUGAUGUCUUGUCCUUCUCCUCCCUCAGUUCCUCUUCACUCCCUUUCAUUCUCCCUCGCCUCACACGCACACGCACACUUGUCAUUCUCAAAACACGCCCAAAUUCGAAUCAAAUUAGGGUUAGGGUUUCCAACUCCCCUCGAAUUAUCCCUGUAAUGCAGUUUAAUUCCCGGGUCCUACUACCAUGGAGCCAUCAGCAAUGUACGGACACUCCCAGCCCCUGAGCAUGCCCUCGCAGAUCGGCGGCGGCGAAAGCGACGACGGCUCCGGAAACGAGCACGCCGUCGACGGCCACCACCACCACAUUCAGUACGAAACGCACGCGCUCGAGGACGGUGCCGCCGUCGUCGUCGAGGAUGUUACCUCGGAUGCGGUCUAUGUCUCCGGCGGUGGAGGCCCCGUAGAGUCCAGCCAGCUUACGCUGUCGUUUCGUGGCCAAGUGUACGUCUUCGAUGCCGUUACGCCUGAUAAGGUUCAAGCGGUGUUGUUACUGUUGGGUGGAUGUGAACUAUCUUCAGGUGGUUCGCCAUGUGUGGAUCCGGGGGCUCAACAUAAUCAAAGGGGUUCAAUGGAAUUUCCUAAAUGUAGUCUACCACACCGAGCUGCCUCAUUACAUAGGUUCAGGCAGAAGAGGAAAGAGCGAUGCUUUGACAAAAAAGUGAGAUAUAGCGUGCGGCAAGAAGUUGCGCUCAGGAUGCACCGUAACAAGGGCCAGUUUACUUCAUCUAAGAAACAAGAUGGAGCUAAUAGUUAUGGUACUGACCAAGAUUCAGGACAGGAUGAUAGUCAAUCCGAAACCUCAUGUACACAUUGUGGCAUUAGUUCAAAAUCCACCCCAAUGAUGCGGCGAGGGCCAUCUGGUCCAAGGUCACUUUGCAACGCUUGUGGGCUUUUUUGGGCAAAUAGGGGUGCUUUGCGAGACCUUUCUAAGAGAAAUCAGGAACACUCUCUUCCACCAGUUGAGCAGGUUGAUGAAGGUAAUGACUCGGACUGUCGGACUGCCACUGCCGACCCUGCACAUAACAAUCUUCCUGCUUUCUCAGAGCAUGAUAAUCCAGCUUUGGUAGCUGAUCAUAAAGUUUUCCAGUCUCAGAAAAUGUUGAAGUAGUUUACUCUGGCAUAAGUAGGUCUAUAGUUCUUCCAUUCAGAUUGACCAAUAGGAAUGUACAGACAUAACAAUACUCCCAUCAAUGCAAGAACUUUGUUUUUAUAUGGUUGGAUCUAUGGCAUUAACCAUUGAUCUCUGGAUGUAUAACCUGAAACUUGAAUGAUGACUUGGUGAUGGUCUCACCCAAUACCUUGAAUUUAAUUUUACACGUAGAUUUUUUGUUCA
Messenger RNA from Glycine soja, 1395 nucleotides. Its product is annotated as GATA transcription factor 25-like. The record is from RefSeq and is a predicted model, not a curated record. Bases 247 to 1170 code for a protein of 307 amino acids. The transcript has 7 exons. Gene Ontology annotation, molecular function: sequence-specific DNA binding; protein binding; zinc ion binding. NCBI's taxonomy places the organism in Eukaryota, Viridiplantae, Streptophyta, Magnoliopsida, Fabales, Fabaceae. Gene Ontology annotation, biological process: regulation of DNA-templated transcription.